Molecule: messenger RNA, 1092 nt
Organism: Teleopsis dalmanni
Lineage: Eukaryota; Metazoa; Arthropoda; Insecta; Diptera; Diopsidae
Exons: 1
Coding region: 118-891 (257 amino acids)
Molecular function (GO): protein binding
Source: RefSeq, a predicted model, not a curated record
AAAGCGUUUAUUACGUAUUAAAGAAAAAUUCAAUAGUUAAAUUAAUUUUUUUUUGCAAAAUUCAUGUCAAUUAUUUUGGCAAAUAAAAAGAUUACGCAAUAGUCCAACUUACGCAACAUGACGAGUACUGAAAAAACAACGGUAAGCAGUCCAAAUGAAGAGGAAGAAGUUAAACCACGAAAAGGAUUCGAUCCUGAGUGGGUAGAAAAGAACUCCCAACCGAAACGUUGGUACUAUCCGCGCGAAAAACGCGAAUUAACGCCAUGGCAGAAGCCGGGGCCCAUGGAACGGCGUGAUUGGGUGCGCUUUUAUCAUUGGGCUUCCAAAAACGCCAUUCCACGUGAACUGGAAGAGCCGAAGGAAGAAGAACCAACAGAAGAAGAAAUGAAGAAAAAAAAAAAGAAGAAAAAAUCUUUAGAUGAACUUUUAGAGUCCUUGGUGAAAUUAUGUAUACCCAAGAAUCCUCGCGAAAAAUAUGAGUAUCCAGAAGAAGAAGAUUUUCCUUACUCUCCAAAGAUCGAUCGUAAGCAACCAGCGCGAAAAGAUAAAGGCCGACCUUUUGAGCCACCAGAAGUUCCUGAAUGUUUUCAACAUAUUGAUAUUGAAAUAGACUUUUGGUCUACAUUACGAUUUCCAGUUCGACCAAGCGCUCAAAAUUAUAAAGCGUCGCCAACCAUUCUUAGGUUGGCACAACCACGUCAACCAUACAUAUACAACUUGCAUUGUCCACUGCCGGAACGAAAACGUGAUGUUGUGCCUGUUCGCACGAAAAUGACUAAACGCCAAUGGGUCGAGCACAUGCGCCGAUUGGAAUACUUAGCAAAACCACAAUUCCAUGCUGAGUUCGAAGAGAACAUGUAUUUGGACCCAUGUGCAUGCAUGUGUAACUAGCAUUUACUGCGAUAAGGCUAUUGAAAGUACCAAAUUCAACAUAAUGUUUAAUUGUUUAAUCUCGGUGCUUACUCCUUUUGAUAAAUGAUUCGUAAGUAGAUCUUACGCGCGCAAAUUCAUUUGUUAAAAAUUUGUAUCCGCUACAAGUACGGUUUAAAUUUUUCUGUACUCAUUCAGCGUAUCAAAAUUAAAGUAAAAAAA